UUUUACGUACGAAUGUGUUUGUGCCACUAGUUGAGGAAAAUAUUUGCAAAUAGCUGUUUUGUUUGCAAUGCUAUGUUUUUAGCAGCUGGACAAAUAUUCAGUUGAACACUCAUUAUGUGUUUUGAACUUGUUUCUGAAUAAAUGUUUUCAUUCGUGAUCAGAAAUCGGAAGAAGCUGCUGAAGUUUGGAGGAAACAAAAGCAACUAUACACGGGUUUACACGUUUACUAGUGUGCGUAGUUCCCACACCACAGCACAGCAUAUCGGGUUGUCACGGUUUCUCAGUACAAAUUAGAUUAAAACAUCAAAUAACUUGUAAUCAAUGUUAAAUUAAUAGAGUCUAAUGAGGUGUGGCCUGAAUAAAGCUUAAUAGAAAUGACUCUAGACUCUUACGACAAACUGCUGGGAACAGUAACACAAGAGUACAAAAUUCUAGCUGAGUACAAGCGAUUGCAAAACGAAGACCUGGGCGGCGUUUAUGUGAUUCCGUCUUUCGAGAACAGCUUCUUGUGGUUCGGUGUUAUAUUUGUUCGUAGUGGACCAUACAAGGAUGGCGUUUUUCGAUUUACUAUUACGUUGUCUGAAAAGUUUCCGUCCGAUGGCGCUGUCCCGACAAUAACCUUCCAAAGCGAAACCUACCAUCCACUUAUCUGUCCCUACAACGGUACCGUGGAGCUGUCGGAAGCAUUUCCUAAGUGGAAAAAUGGCGAAAACCACAUCUGGCAGAUGUUAAAAUUUGUACAGUACAUAUUCGCCAGCUUGGACGAGUUCAUGUCGCUGGCCGAGCAGAGUGCCAAUAACGGAGCCCACGAAAUGUACCAUCAGAAUCGAUCGGACUUUCUCCAGAAGGUGAGCGAAUGCGUUCGACAGAGUCAGAAUCAACUGUAUGAUCCCGCACCGCUGCAGGAUCGAAAUUAUAUAGUGUUUGAGAAGUAUGAACAAGAGACUCAUGGUUCGGUUCUAGAGUCGAUGAAACAAGGGCGGGUCUCUGAGGCCAACACUCCUCCAGCAUCAGGGCUUUCCUGGGUGAAAGAAGGCGUAUUUCAACCGUUGAGCAAGCAGGAGCAGUGAAAUAGUGUCCGUUUAAGGGAAAACGAUUCAAGUUAGCCGUACUAAUAUUUAUUUUUUCUAUACGAAUGAAAUUGGAAUGAACAAAUGGCAUUACACUAAUAGAUAGAUUAAAUUAAAUAAUUAAGUAUUUUAUCAUAA
This is a messenger RNA of Wyeomyia smithii (pitcher-plant mosquito), 1208 nucleotides long. RefSeq names its product protein crossbronx homolog. The transcript is spliced from 5 exons. Bases 375 to 1070 code for a protein of 231 amino acids. NCBI's taxonomy places the organism in Eukaryota, Metazoa, Arthropoda, Insecta, Diptera, Culicidae. The record is from RefSeq and is a predicted model, not a curated record.